UACUGGCAUAUUGGGUGUCUAGCUCUCCUGAUUACAUAACAGCCAUCUUAACAGUCUCACUUCCAACUCUGCUGAAAUGGAAUCGCGUAGUGCAGUUUUGGUAUUCACGACAGUGGUGCUAUUAUCGUCACAACUCAUUCCAACAACGAUCGCUGCACCGCUUGCCGAGGAGGACGGGCGUUGGGUGAACCCUUGUGGAGGGAGUCGGCCCAUCUCCGGAUCAGCUGUGAAUCUUCCCACACCCCCACCCAAGCCCAUCAGCACCGAACUAGCUACACUGAAACUCAUGGCACAGACCGCUGUCAGUCUCUGUGACGAGACAACAUACACAAUACGAUCUAGAAUAGGCACCUCCAUGGCUGUUGCUGCAGCCAGUAUCCCCCUGGAUGGAUUCCCCGAUACGGGCGCUUCAUACACAAACGGAACAACGAUUGAAGAAAUGCUCUUGAAGGAAGUUGACCGGUUGUCGAAGAUUGGAGUUUUCCUGGAACAAGCCGCACAUGAUACGUAUGACUAUGCUGACAAAAUCAGACAAGUUGAAAACAAGAAUGUGGAAAUGUUGUGUAAGUUGCACAUUAUGUUGAAGGGACUUCACCAGGAAGUUGCGACAAAUGUGUCACGUGAUAUCAUGCCAAGCGAAUACAGGACCCUUGAUGAGAUAUCCCAGAUCGACGUGAGGAACUACAUUCUGGUCCGCGGUACCCAGGCCAUUGUUGUCCUCAUGUCGGAAGGGAUCGAUGUGUACUUGCAGGGGAACAGCUCCUAAACGUUUCUGUUAUGACGCAGGCACGUACAAGGAUAUUUGCUUUAUUUUACGACUUCACUAGUAACAUGACAUUCAUAUCAUGCAUGUAUUCAUGUCCAAGUUAACCUGUUUAAUGGGAGACUGACAUUCUAUGCGGUAACACACUGUGCAUUUUCCAUGUUGUUUUGAAAAAAACAUUAAAGUAUAUACUUUUAUGCAGGAGUUUUAUUACAAGAACAGUGUCUUUUAGACUUUUUCUCCAUAAGACCUAAUGUUCACAUUGUUUGUAUACCCAGAGGAAGAUCUGUUAUGUUGUAUAUAAUCCAGGUAAUAUGUCCACAGAUUGUAAUGUUAACACACGUCCGUCGGGUAAUGUUGUGUGAGUAUAUGUGGGAAGGAUGUUCUGAUUGGCUGACUGCUAAGGGUGUUAUAUAUGUUAUUAACAUUGUUUGUUACCAUUAUGGCUCUUUUAUUUUAUAUAUAUAUAUUUAUAUAUGUCUUAUUUGACAAA
Haliotis rubra (blacklip abalone) is the source of this 1256-nucleotide messenger RNA. RefSeq lists its product as uncharacterized. The record is from RefSeq and is a predicted model, not a curated record. The coding region runs from base 77 to 766 and encodes 229 amino acids. NCBI's taxonomy places the organism in Eukaryota, Metazoa, Mollusca, Gastropoda, Lepetellida, Haliotidae. The transcript has 4 exons.